AUGCCGGGCUUGGUAUCAGUUAAAACGCCGCCCGACGCUGCUCCGCUGCGAAUUACAGUCCCCGACGAGUCGCCGAUCCGUCAAGUCGUGGAAACCAUCAGAUCCGAACCGAAAUCCAGCUCCCCGGCCACACGCCGGCCGCCAGCUUCCUCCCCGUCCACCUCACGGGCCAAACCCUCUCCAGAUCGGGGUUCCGCGAGGAAAAAGUCCUCGCCGGAGAAGAGCCUACUUAAUGAAUCCUCGCUAGACAACCCGGAUCUCGGCCCGUUUCUGCUUAAAUUGGCCAGAGACACGAUAGCGUCGGGCGAAGGCCCGAGCAAGGCUUUGGAUUACGCACUGCGCGCGUCGAGGAGUUUUGAGAAAUGUGCCACCGAAGGCGAGCCGAGCUUGGACUUGUCUAUGAGUUUGCACGUUGUGGCGGCAAUUUAUUGUAGCCUAGGGAAGUUCGAGGAGGCGGUGCCGGUUCUGGAGAGGGCGAUUAAGGUCCCGGAAGUGCAGAGGGGUGCGGAUCACGCGCUGGCGGUGUUUUCGGGUUAUAUGCAGUUGGGUGAUACUCAUUCGAUGCUGGGUCACUUGGAUCGAUCUAUCAACUGUUAUGAGGAAGGUUUAAAGGUACAGAUGGAAGCCUUGGGGGAAAAUGAUCCUAGAGUUGCCGAGACAUGCAGGUACCUUGCGGAGGCCCAUGUCCAGGCAAUGCAAUUCGAGGAGGCGGAGAGGCUGUGCAAAAAGACCCUCGAGAUCCACCGUGUGCACAGCCCGCCGGCUUCCCUGGAGGAGGCUACGGACCGGCGUCUGAUGGCCCUCAUCUGCGAGGCCAAGUCCGAUCACGAGUCGGCCCUUGAGCACCUUGUCCUUGCCAGCAUGGCCAUGAUUGCUCACGGCCAUGAGGCUGAGGUUGCUGCCAUCGACGUGUGCAUUGGCAACAUCUACUCGGCCCUCACUCGCUUUGAUGAGGCCGUCUUCUCCUACCAGAAGGCCCUUACCGUCUUCAAGUCCUCCAGAGGGGACCACCACCCCUCGGUUGCUUCCGUUUUCACCAGGCUGGCCGAGCUCUACCACAAGACGGGCAAACUGAGGGAGUCGAGAUCCUACUGCGAGAAUGCGCUCAGGAUAUAUGCCAAGCCUGUCCCGGGGACCUUGCCAGAGGACAUUGCCACCGGUCUCACCGAGAUUUCUGCCAUCUACGAGAUGUUCAACGAGCCUGACGAGACCCUCAAGCUGUUGCACAAGGCCAUGAAGCUUUUGGAGGAUAAGCCCGGGCAGCUGGCCACGGUUGCCGGAAUAGAGGCCCGGUUGGGGGUGAUGCUUUAUAUGGUAGGAAGGUAUGAGGAGUCGCGGGCUUCGUUUGCGAGUGCCAUUGAGAAGCUGAGGGGUUAUGGGGAGAGGAGUUCCGCCUUCUUUGGGGUGGUUCUCAACCAGAUGGGGCUCGCCUGUGUGCAGCUCUUCAGAAUAGACGAAGCGGCUGGGCUGUUUGAAGAGGCCAGAGCCAUACUGGAGAAGGAGUGUGGGCCAUGCCACCACGAUACGCUCGGUGUGUACAGCAAUCUUGCAGCGACUUACGAUGCUAUGGGAAGAAUUGAAGAUGCAAUAGAAAUUCUGGAGUAUGUUUUGAAACUUCGAGAAGAGAAACUUGGAACCGCAAAUCCUGAUUUCGAUGACGAGAAGAAAAGACUAGCGGAGCUUCUGAAAGAAGCUGGCAGGUCGAGAAAUAAAAAGGCCAAAUCUCUUGAAAACCUCAUAGAUCCGAACUCCAAAAGGACCCACAAGAAAGAGACAUCAUCCAAGAAGUGGUCUGCUUUCGCGCACUGUCGCGCGCUAAUCCCCGUGGUCCGAGGCAUCGUGCGCGUUGGCUCCCCACGCGUCGCCCUUUGCACCCCUCGCGCGCUCGCUCGUCGUACCCGGCGCGUGUUUGCCAUGUUCGCGAGUGUUCGGCACGCGAACCUCCACUCGCUUGCUCACUCCUCCCUGGCCAUCCUGUGCGCGUGCUCUCCACCCGUCGUCCUGUCGCGCGCUCCGUUUGAUCCACUCGUCGUGCACUCGGCGUCUCCCUUAUGCAUCCGGCUGCGUGAUCCCUUUGCCUUGCGAGUCUCUGUUACACGUCCUUAUGCGUCCUCGUCCCGCACGCCUCAUUACCCGUCUAAUGUGUAUCGUCGGCAUACUCUUCGCGCGAUCGUCACGCAUCCCCGCGACCAGCGGUACGCCUCUUCUUCAUACGCGCUGUCCUCCUCUUCCGAAGGUGCGGACUCUCCCGUGGAUGACCCGGGUGUGGGCUCUCUCGAUGGUCUUCGACCACGCCAUCGAAGCUUUGCAAAUUCGGUGGCUAAGGAUUGA
Messenger RNA from Striga hermonthica, 2331 nucleotides. NCBI's taxonomy places the organism in Eukaryota, Viridiplantae, Streptophyta, Magnoliopsida, Lamiales, Orobanchaceae. The record is from the annotation of a GenBank genome assembly.